UCCCACGUUACUUCCCCCCGGCCUCUCUCUCUGCUGCAUCCAUUCCCUCUCGUCCCCUCUUUCCUCCCUCCCUCCAAACCCUAACCCUCAUUCUUCAAAUCUUCGCUCCCUACUCUUAGAGGAAGAUCCAUUCCUCGCCUCCAGUACCGGAGAUAUUGAGCUCACUGGUUGCCGUUUCUUCUCCUUUCUUUUGAUCUCGUUAGAGGAAGGAAGAGGACUGGAAAAGUUUUCGAACCAAUUCUUGCGAAUCUUUCGAAUUUCCAAGGAUUAAUGAUACUUUAUUCUAGCUUUUUCUAGUUUUAUUUCUUUAUUUUGGCGUGAGGCCGUGAUUCUGCUCGGAUCUGCGGUGAUGCGCGAGUUCUGAGGCUCUGUGAGCUUCUGUUUGGGGCGUUCCGUGGGGUUUGUCAGAACUGGCGAAAUGUAGGCGAAAUGGAGAGGGUUUUGGGUGCGUCACCGAGCUUUCUGUUUGAUUUGCACUUCAAGAUUUUAUCGCCUUAGACAGGCUUAGGUUAACAGUUUGUGAAGAAAGUUCGAAUUUUUUUAUCUGUUUUGUAAAAAAGAUUCAAUUUUUAUCGGGAAUUCUGUGCGUCUUAUUCAUUGCGUGAACGUGGGUGUAUUACUCGAGGCUUUUAAAAGGGAAUAUUUAGGUUUUUUUUUUUUUGGGUGUUCUUUGGUUGUGGUUAGUGGUUAUUGUGAACGGUGAUCUGAACCGAUGAAGAGCUUGGAUUGCUUUAAAAAGAAUUUGAAUAGGAACCAAAGACCAAAGAGGAGGCUCUCCCUUGGAGAAUAUAGGAAGGCGGUGUCAUGGUCCAAGUACCUGGUCUCUUCUGGUGGGGAGAUUAGACGUGGAGGGGAGGAGGAAUGGAGUGCAGAUAUGUCCCAAUUGCUUAUUGGGACUAAGUUUGCUUCAGGGCGGCACAGUCGGAUUUAUCAUGGGAUUUACAAUGAUAAAGAGGUGGCCAUUAAGUUGAUAAGCCAGCCUGAGGAGGAUGCGACUCUUGCUGCUUCUCUAGAGCAGCAGUUCACUUCGGAGGUUGCCUUGUUAUUUCGUCUCCGGCAUCCCAACAUAGUCACGUUUGUUGCAUCAUGCAAGAAACCUCCAGUUUUCUGCAUCAUCACUGAGUACAUGGCAGGUGGUUCUCUUCGGAAAUAUCUCCACAAGCAAGAGCCUCACUCACUCCCUCUGAAGGUGGUCUUGAAAUUAUCCCUUGAUAUUGCUCGUGGAAUGAAUUAUCUUCAUUCUCAGGGAAUCCUCCAUAGGGAUCUGAAGUCAGAAAAUAUUCUUCUUGGGGAAGAUAUGUCUGUGAAGGUAGCAGAUUUUGGAAUCUCAUGCUUGGAAUCUCAGUGUGGCAGUGGGAAGGGGUUCACAAGUACUUAUCGAUGGAUGGCCCCUGAAAUGAUCAAGGAAAAAGGUCAUACAAGAAAAGUUGAUAUAUACAGUUUUGGCAUUGUUCUUUGGGAAUUACUGACAGCAUUGAUCCCAUUCCAAGACAUGACUCCUGAACAGGCUGCUUAUGCUGUUGCCCAGAAGAAUGCUAGACCACCUUUGCCUGCUGCUUGUCCUCUGGCAUUAAGUCAUCUCAUCACUCAGUGCUGGGCAACCAACCCUGAUAAAAGACCUCAAUUUGAGGAGAUUGUAGCUAUACUUGAGAGCUACAAACAAGCUUUUGAUAAGGAUCCUGCUUUUUUCUUGUCCUACAAGCCUGUUCGGAAGCAGACUUUUCUUGGAUGCUUUCCAAGGUGUAUUGCUGUUGGGAAGUCCUCCUCUUGAAGCAUAAGACUAUUCUAUGUUUCUAUGCAGUGUGACUUGUACCAUAUUUUUCCGAUCAUGCCAGUUUUCGCUUAAUAUUAGCCUCAUAAAUUAGAUGAAGGCUUUACCAUAAUCUAGGUUUGUAUCUUUAAACCUAUGUUUAGUUUCGUGGUAUGUGAUUGAUAUUGGAGAAAUCAAGUCAGGAAAGCAGGCAAAAGCAACAUGACAGGGGUGAUAAAGCAAAUGCAUUGCGGUAUCUUAUGGGAAAAAAAGCAAGUUACAAUGCAGUGAGCUUGUUUAUUGAUACUGAAUUUGUUGUAGGGUACAAAAUGCAUUGAGCUACUGUAAUUGUAACAUAAUUGAAGCUCAAAUUCAGGUGGAAAUUUUGCUAGUGGUUUCU
Molecule: messenger RNA, 2150 nt
Organism: Elaeis guineensis (African oil palm)
Lineage: Eukaryota; Viridiplantae; Streptophyta; Magnoliopsida; Arecales; Arecaceae
Product: serine/threonine/tyrosine-protein kinase HT1
Biological process (GO): protein phosphorylation
Molecular function (GO): protein serine/threonine kinase activity; ATP binding
Source: RefSeq, a predicted model, not a curated record